Branchiostoma belcheri (Belcher's lancelet) is the source of this 1860-nucleotide messenger RNA. Its product is annotated as solute carrier family 46 member 3-like. Gene Ontology annotation, cellular component: membrane. Lineage: Eukaryota; Metazoa; Chordata; Leptocardii; Amphioxiformes; Branchiostomatidae. The record is from RefSeq and is a predicted model, not a curated record. Gene Ontology annotation, molecular function: transmembrane transporter activity. The transcript is spliced from 5 exons. Gene Ontology annotation, biological process: transmembrane transport. The coding region runs from base 22 to 1443 and encodes 473 amino acids.
AAUUGUGACUGUGAGGUCAACAUGGAACUUUCACUGCGUGACAUCAUCACGGUGGAGCCCGUCAUCGGCCUGUACAUGAUGGCCCUCAACCUGCAGACGCCGGUACUGCAGCAGGUGGUCUGGGUUAAGUCCUGUCUCAGCAUGUUUAACCAGACCUUCUGCGGCGGGCUCGAGAAAAGCGACGACGUAGAAAUACAGAACGCCGUCCAGAGCCAGGCUUCGAUCUGGAUCCUCGCCAACAUGAUCUCUCUCACCCUUCCUUCGAUCAUCAUCACCGUUUUCGUUGGCCCGUGGAGCGAUCGGGUCGGCCGGAAAGUUGCGAUGAUCCUACCCAUGCUGGGAGGCUGCCUCAUGAGUGUUAACCUCAUCUUCCAGUCUUGGUGGAUCCAACUUCCCUGGUAUCUGCUUCUCAUUGGACCCUUUAUAAGCGGCUUCUGCGGCGGCUUUGCGACAAUCUUGCUGUCCGUCUUCAGCUAUCUCGCUGACGUCACGUCCGAAGAGGUACGGACCAAGAGAAUGGGGAUAGUCGACGCUGUGAACACGCUAGGUUGUACUGUCGGCUUGCUGCUGGGCGGCGUCAUGGCCGAUAACGUCGGUUACGUCCCAGUCUUUAUCACGUGCUCGGUGCUGCAGCUUGUAGCGAUUCUCUACAUCAUCUUUUGGCUGAAGAACCCCACCCCAGUCAGACAGAGGACGACCUCUCUGUUAAAUGUUGACCCGACAGAGCAAAAGGGCGCAUGUCUGCAGUUCUUCAGUCUGAGUAAUAUCAAGAAGGUGGUUCAGAUAUGCACGAAGAAGAGGCCCAAUAACCGCAGACUGCACGUGAACCUGACCUACCUGUGCCUUUUCCUCUCCGCACUCAUCCAAGCUGGUGUUGCAGAAGUCGGUCUCCUGUUCGUGAAGGCAGAGCCGCUGAAGUGGUCGGAGAGUCUGUACGGGUACUGGCAGGCGGCGCAGAACGUCAUCCCUUCUGUCACGCUGCUCGUUGUCAUGCCGUUCCUCGCGAAGCGUCUCCCAGACACCGCCCUCGUCAUCAUCGGGGCCGUCUCGUUUGUGGCCAAGUUCGAAGUCAUGGCGUUUUCCAGCACCACGUGGCUGAUGUUCUGUGCCGCUGUGGCAGGUGCGUUCCAGUACCUGACUUUAGGCGCUCUCCACGGGAUGAUAUCCAAGCUGGUUGAUAGCAAUGAACAAGGUGCGACGUUCUCCCUGAUGGGAGUGUUGGAGUGCGGCUCUGCUCUGUUCUCCAGCCUCAUCUUUAACUCUCUGUACGCCGUCACACUGACGUUCUUCCACGGAACGUGUUUCCUCCUCAUGGCCACCAUGGGCUUCUUUAUCAUAGUCAUAAAUGUGUGUCAGGAGUGGGACCAGAAGCCUCAGUGGGUCUCCCCUUCACUUCAGGACUCAGAUGACUUUGACAACAGAAAGACGGCCCUAAUAACCUAAUUUCACCAUACAUAACACCAUUCUCAAUGAGAUGUUUCCAAUCCUGACCUCAAGCUGUUUUCACAGAGCAUGCAUUGAUGACUCACAGUCAUGAAAUUCUUGAACUUGUAUUCUCAUAUCCAUUUUCACUGAUGAAGGGUGUUGGAACAACACCUGAAACGUUUGGUUAUUAAACUUUUAUCCAGUUUCAAAAGUCUAAAAUACUAUCUUACUGAUACUACCCUGGAUGACUUAUCUUCACAAAUGUCUCAUGUCAACAGUUUUUCGAUAUGUUAUAUUCCCAUCUCAGAAGAGAGAUAUCAAUAGUUUAAGUAAAAAUAAGGUGUAUAUUUAUUUCAGAAUGCUUAGCAAAUUUUCGAUAAUACUUUGUGCCUCAGUGACUCGCUGUAUGUGUGAGGUUAUCUUCUUGGCAUGAUA